Ylistrum balloti is the source of this 1761-nucleotide messenger RNA. Its product is annotated as solute carrier family 23 member 2-like. Bases 1 to 1761 code for a protein of 586 amino acids. The transcript is spliced from 12 exons. Gene Ontology annotation, cellular component: membrane. Gene Ontology annotation, molecular function: transmembrane transporter activity. The record is from RefSeq and is a predicted model, not a curated record. NCBI's taxonomy places the organism in Eukaryota, Metazoa, Mollusca, Bivalvia, Pectinida, Pectinidae. Gene Ontology annotation, biological process: transmembrane transport.
AUGGAAUUCCAAGACGAACUUGCCGCGAAAACCAAUAAAAAUCAAAAGUGCGUGAGUUCACUGGAGUAUGAUGUUGGCGACUGGCCACCUUUUCUGAUAUCUCUGGCUGUAGCAUGUCAGCAUUUAGUGAUCUGUAUAAGUGCCGUGGUUACGAUGACGUAUAUGAUUUCUGACGUCAUUUGUAUAUCAACCAAUGACCCGAUCCGAUCGAAAAUCUUCUGUUCAUCCUUGUUCAUGGUCGGCAUAGCAACAAUGACACAAACGUUACUGGGUAUAAGGUUACCAGUAUUUCAGGGUCCAUCUUUUACAUUUCUGCCUCCACUUCUGGCGAUGAAAACCAGUGGAGCAUGGACCUGCCACACGCCUAAUGAAGCAUUUAACAUAACCUCAAACCUUACCACAGAAAUGCCCCCCUACAUAGACGAGGACACCAAAUAUACCAGGCUGAAUGAGUUACAGGGUAGCCUCCUCCUAGCCUCACUUGUGGAGGUUGCGCUGGGAGCGACAGGGGCUGUUGGGGUACUUCAAAGGCUGAUUGGACCAAUCACAAUUUCCGUUACAGUCUUCCUCUUAGGAUACUCGCUUUAUCCCGUGUCUAUUCAUUACAGCCACAGCUAUUGGCCGAUCGCUAUUAUGAGCGCCCUCUUAGUGAUGCUGUUCGGAAUCUAUCUAGCGCAUGUGAAGGUUAAGCUGCCGAAAUGCUUCCGAAAAUCUAAUACGGACAUACCAGCCAAGGACUAUUCCGUUUUCAACGUGUUUGCGAUACCCUUUAGCAUAGCUAUCACGUGGGUUAUGUGCUUUGUGUUAACCCAAGUGGGCGUAUUCUCAGAAGAUCCAACAGACACUGCCUAUCGGGCCAGAACCGACACCAGGUCCGCCCUGUUAGAUCGGACACCCUGGUUUUAUUGGCCCUACCCAGGUCAUUUCGGAGCCCCAAAGUUCAACAUGGGUCUGUUUAUUGCCUUUAUUUCGGUCAGCAUAGCAUCAGCAAUGGAAUCCAUUGGCGAUUACUUCGCUACAGCCAAAACGUGUGACGCACUUCCUGUUCCGUCACACGCUGUAAAUCGCGGGAUUUUGAUCGAAGGACUGAUGAGCAUACUUUCGGCACUCUUCGGUACCGGCCAUGCAACCACCUCAUACACCAUAGCCGUCUCCAUAGCAGCUCUUACAAAGGUAGGCAGUCGUUAUGCUGUAGUUUUGUCUGGAGUAAUAGCAAUUAUUCUAGCUGUGUUUGUAAAGUUUGGGGCCGUGAUGUCAUCUAUGCCUGAUCCUAUCAUUGGUGGAAUUUCUAUUGUUACAACAGGAAUCGUGUUGGGGCUAGGAAUAUCGACAUUACGUACAGUUGAUAUGACGUCAUCCCGAAACAUCUCAGUCGUGGGCAUGUCCAUCUUGAUACCUGUUAUUAGUUCUGCUUCACUGAACAUGUAUCCAGGUAUGAUAAGCACAGGUUACACCGAAGUGGACAAAGUAAUGAAAAUCGUUCUCGGGUUUCCAAUGAUUAUGGGAUCCCUUAUCGCUAUCAUUUUAGACAAUACAGUCAAGGGCACACGACUCUCGAGAGGCCUUGAUCCAGUGACACGUGAUGUCGACAUUCAUGCAGACAUGAACGAAGUCCAAUCCCUAUCUACCGGAAGUUACGUCACAAGAGACCAUUUAUAUGAUAUACCAUAUUUAGACAAAUUUUGUAGAAGUAACUCAAUAUUGAAAUGGAUUCCAUUUGUUCAAAAGGUCAAUAUUUCAAAAACAUAUGGUAAUACAUAG